This is a messenger RNA of Didymodactylos carnosus, 4299 nucleotides long. NCBI's taxonomy places the organism in Eukaryota, Metazoa, Rotifera, Eurotatoria, Philodinida, Philodinidae. The record is from the annotation of a GenBank genome assembly.
AUGAUCUUACGUGAUGCUGACUCAGGUCAAGUACAAUGGCAAUCGGCAGACGAUCUAUCCGUACCUGACACAGAACAUGAAGCUCGUGUACCAAGACGCAUACUGAAGUGCCGAGCUGUAUCAAGAGAAAUUAAUUUCUCUUCACAAGAAGAAAUGAAACAUUUCCGCUUAGAGCAGAAAGUUUACUUCAAAAAUCAGGUUAUAGAAGAAUGGGCAUUCGCAUUCGGAUUUGUUAUUCCCGGAUCUACAAAUACCUGGGAGUCGCUUAUUGAAGCAGCGCCUGAAUCUCAAAUGAUUCCGGCAAAUUUAUUGAGUGGUAAUGUUGUUAUUGAAACAAAGUUCUUUGAUGAUCAACUUGAAGUGAGCACGUCACGUGUUCGUCUUUUAUAUGUGUAAAAAAAAUAUCGACACUAUUUCACUUCACUCACAAAACCGUUACUUUUUAUUUGUCGAUAAUAUAUGUCAAUACCAUUCCACUGGUGUAUUUUGAUUGAUUAAUGGAUGCUUUUCGUAUUAGUUUUACAAAGAGAACGUAUCGCCGAUCCUCAUCGCUGAUACUUAUAUCGCUCAUUUUAUUGUUGUUCAUUUUUUUUCUGUCAUCUUAGUAUAUUAUUUUGGUAUUGUGCCAAAGUUUUAAUGUACAAACAAGAAAAAAAUACGUAAAAAGCAUUAUUUAUUAAACUCGGUGUUUUCGUUAAAAGCAAAAUGUAUGCUUUCUGUAUUGUAACUAAUAUUUAUUAAUUUUGAAUUAAAUAUUGUUCGUAUUUGUCAAUAUUUUCUAACUUCAAAUCACACUAAGAAAAAUAUCGCUUUUUCAAACAAAAAUUUUCCUAUCCAUUGUAGGUGGAGAAAUAAAUUCAGGUCUGUAAUAAAAGCCCAAAAUCGACGUAGAGAACAAAUUGAAUUCGAUUGUUACAGUUAGUUAGUAGUUUUAAAUAUUUAUAUUAAUUCUUAUCUAAGGUUUUUUCAGUUCAGGGCUUAAUCUCCUUCGAAACAGAAGGCAAAAAGAUAAACCCUUGAAAAAUAUUGAGACCAGGACAUGAAAAAAUUGUUUUUUCAUUGUAACAACCUCUUUUUCACGAAAUAAAACUACAGGUGACAAAACACGAAAUUUUCAAAGACCGGUGUAUAUGAUUAUUUGUGCCAGUCAUACCUUCUAGUUUGCCGGUCAUCCAGCGCUAUGACGAUUUGUGCAAGAGCUCUUGCCUGCCUCAUUUCUUUAUUCUAAUUUUGUCCUGUUUUCAUUUCUCUGUAUAUAAACAAGAGAAUAUUUCUAUUUAACAAAAAUAGGUGUUAACAGCACAAAAAAAAGACGUGGGGUUGCGAAUUCUCAUGCCCUUACUGUUCGUGGUCACGGGCAGCUUCCAAAAAAACAAUGGACAACUGCUCUUUCCGACGAGUGCGGAUUUUUCAAAAUAAUUUUUGUUCGGCGCAGAACCACCGUAACUUUUGAUAUAUCAAAAAACGACGUCGUUUCUCAUUUGUCCAAUGAAAAAAAGCUGUAUUUCUCCAAAUUGUUAGAGGCGUAGAAAGCCGAUAAGAGUGACCCCCAUUUUCUUAAGUUUUUUUUGUUUUACAGGAGAGUGGCGAGGAGAGGGUUUUAUGACAUGAUGGGAAAACAUAUCUGACGAUUUUGACUUGUAUACUGAAAAUCCUUCUAAAGUUAUGUAGCUCGUGCUGCACUGACGGCAUUUUUCCAUACACCAGGUGGACAUGUGGUUUUUUUAAUUCAGAAUGAGACUAUUUUUGCCCAGUAGUACUUGAUUACGUUUAAAAUGUUAUUAUAAAUUAAAACAACCCAAAUUCGAAAAAUAAAUUUUUAGACGAAAAAUCCCUGAGGGGAAACCUUGCUCUAAAUUUUUGUCGAAAAACUUUUUAUUCCAAAAAUGAACAAGUUAUAUAUCAUUCGAUGUAGUUUUAUAUGAUGAUCCUACAAAUCAAAUUAUUUUUUUAUACAAAUGUUCCUAGGCUGAGAAAAACGCAUUUUACCGCAAAAACUAGCGUUUUUGGAAAACCCGUACCUGUGUGGGAAAAGUUAUGCAUUUUUGUGCAUUCACGGUAGAUACAGGACAUAGUCCGAACAUUCUGAUAUAAUUUUGAGUCAGAUUGGACCUUCGAUAAGUCUCGCGAUCUCAUUGCACUGAACGCGGCUUUUGCAUGAACGGUUCGGUUUGGGAAAAAGCCUGUUUUAGCCACUAGGUUCAGUCCUGAAAGAAAAUUUGUUUUGUUUUUGGACAGCUGUGAGUGAAGACUAUUUACUUUUCUUUAAUUCAAUUUAUUUUCAUCCGGGAGAAAAUCAAUUUUUCCUAAAAGGUGGUUAUUUUGUACUGUGUAUUACUGCAAUGAAUACGAUGUACAGGAUACUGUAAAAGCUAUCAGGAAAAUAAUUGUUAUAGUCGAACUUGUCAUAGUUUCAUUCUGAUAUGACUAGCUAUGCUAUAAUAAGCGUUUAGUUCACACUAGUUUUGACUUUUUCAGUAUUUGGCUAUGUGAUGAGUAUUUGUACCAGAGUUGCCAGAUGGUCCGGAGUUUGCGGACAAAUUCCGCUUUCUGUAGUUUUUUCCGCAAAGUGUCCGCUGUCCGCAAUUUGCCCACUUUUCGAGAAUUUAUUGUUUUUGUUCUAUUUCCAGCGAUGAAGAUUUUUACAUUUUCUCAUAAAAAGUUUAACGCCUUCGGCGGCUGAAUGAUCUGUUAAAACAAUGCUUUUGCAACUUUAAAAAACAGAUCUGCACUGUUUUAGGAACUAAAUCAGAAAUUUGCUCCGGAAGUGAGCAGUGACAGAAAAACAUUAGCUUGUCUCAAAUGUUGCUGAAAGGGAGUAUGAAAAAUAGUGAAAUAAUAAAUCUUCAAGGAAGGCAACUCGGUCAGAAAAUCUUAACUAUUAAGUGCUGUUGUAGGCGGAGAAGUUUCGUAUUAAAUUUUUCCCUGCCAUGCAUAACUCUUGAAAUUUAUGACGGCUGAUCAAAAACACGCAUCUUGAAAAAGCCAAUAGCGAUUCAAAUUGGGAAUUAAAUGAUGUUUUGUAUUGCAUCUUAAGUGGAACCACCAUAAAGCGCUAGAAAAAUUUUUUUUGAUACCCCUUUGCGUUUGGUGAAAAAUGCGUUUCUGCUUUUCUUUCACUUUUUCACCUUUUUAUUCCACGUCUGACCUAAACAUCUGGCAACUCUGAUGUGUAUCAUAUUUUUUUCAGUAUUAAUACUGCUUUUUCCCCCUUAAAUUUUACACACAAUAUCUAUUAUAUACGUUAGAAGAGAACAAAGAAUAAACACAGUGGACGAUAAUAUACGCACACUAUCUGUUUGCUUUUCUCCUUCUAUCGAAGGACGGACGGAAUAAAAAAACAUUAUAUCGUUACAAACUGAGAUAGAGGACAAUACGAGGUCAGCGUGAUCUAGUGCAAGGAUUGAUUUUGCACUUUUUCACUCACGAGUUUAAGGAACAGAAUGAUAUAAUAAUAAAAAAAAUUUCUUAACAGUGGGCAAAGAAAAAAUUUGUUCAAGAUCUUGUCGCGAAUUUGACACGAUCUUGAUAUAAUCCUGCCGCGAUCCUGUCACACUCUUGACGCACAAAUGAAACGAGAUCGCAUAAUGAACUUGAUCAAGAACGCGAUUACAAUUAUAAGAUCGCGAUUUUACUUUGCCAAGAUCAGCAUUUUUUUCGUUACACGGGAAAAACUCGGGUUCGCGAUCACAUCUCAGCAAGAAUGAAACGGGAAUACCACUAGGGUCGGUACUAGAAAAAUUUUAAACCUUAGUAGUUUGGAAAUUUUCUGAUUGUAUUAUAUUUCAUUUUCUCUUGAAAAAUCAAGAUAUUAUAUUGACAAUUCUUGUAGUGAAGCAUCUGACAGAGCUGUAUCUCACUGAACACAUUUUAUAAAAUUGAAAAUUUUCUACCACUGAGUAACGGGUGAUGCAAAAGUUUUUUCCUUUUUUUGCUUGCUACCUCAAUCCAGAAGUAUCCUACACACUUUCUCUUUUUUCCGUUAGUAGGUUCUGAACCAGAGUGCGGCACGGGCCAGGCUUUUAGUUGAACCGGGCUGGACCAGAAAGCUUUUAAGACCGGUUGGGCCGGGCCGAUGACUUCUCUUUCUUUCUGAGAGCAUAUGGUUAAAUACAUCCAUAAAAUCAUUAUAUUUAGUAUAAACAGGUUCGUGAUGAAUAUUUAUAAUAUUUCUUUUUCUAAUAUAUAGCUGAAUAAACAGGUUAUCUAAUGCAUACAAAGAUUGAAAAAAAAACCAUGAAAAUUUAAAUGAUAGAGUUGUGUUAGAAGCACAUUUAUAGCAUUUUGUCAACCAAGCCU